Messenger RNA from Myzus persicae (green peach aphid), 2069 nucleotides. Its product is annotated as dynein heavy chain 17, axonemal-like. The record is from RefSeq and is a predicted model, not a curated record. NCBI's taxonomy places the organism in Eukaryota, Metazoa, Arthropoda, Insecta, Hemiptera, Aphididae. The transcript is spliced from 8 exons. The coding region runs from base 170 to 1657 and encodes 495 amino acids.
AAAUGAAUUCAAAGUUACUCAAACUGAAUAUUUUCAAGAACAAUUUGAUAAAUUUAUAUUGACAAAUUCAGUUUCACGUAAUUACAAGCCACGUUACUGGCACUUCCACACAAAUGAGCUUUUUCAGAAUCUCGACGCAUUUGAGGAGCGGUUAAAUUGCAUUAAAUCGAUGAUAAUAAAGUUUAUUGACUAUCAAAAAUUGGAGAAAGUGGAAGUGGGUGGACUUAUGGGCUGUUGGUAUGGGCCGAUGGUUGAAAACAUGUAUCUUCGGUUUAAUAAGUACAUGGAAAAGAUGGUUUCCAUAGCUUACGAUCCAUUGGACUUGCUAAGCGAUGUGAAUAACGCCUUGUUUAUGGAGGACUACAAUUUCUAUUUAAACAUGUCGGACGAUAUUGACAAUCGUUUAGCUACUGUUUCAAAAGCCUGUUUCGAAAACAUCGACGACUCAAUUUCAUUUCACAAGUUUAUAAUGGUAUUUGGUUCGGCCGUGUUAAAUCGACCUAUGGUAGCGGCUGCCGUGGAAAAACAUUACGAAAAAGUGUUGGAUCUACUCGACCAAGAUUUGGCCCAGGAGCUUAAAAUUAUCGACCGUCUAUCAGGAACGGGAAUGGUAACCGAAAUUGAGAAAAGUGACUAUUACGAAACGCGUUUCAUACCAGAAGAAAUGGAUCUAGAGUACCCACUCGUUGCUAGAGCAAUAAUGUGGGGAAACUCACGGUUAAAUAAUCGAUUGUUGGAAGAUUUAAACGUUAUUCGGUCUUUUGACUUGCCAAUCAUGAAAACUCCAAGAGGAGAUCAAAUCAAUAUAAAGGCUGAACAAUUAAAGGAUAAAUUUAAAAAUUAUUUAAGUCCUAUAAUUGAGGAAUGGAAGCGUGUUGUACCACUACAGAUACAAGACAAAAUAGUACAACCACUAUUCACGAUUAACAAAAAUAACAUAAUCAGUCUAAACUUUUCUGAAGAAUUGGAUGCAGCAAUAAAAGUAACCAGAUAUAUAAUACUCUGUAAUUACAAUUUCAAAAAUCCAAUAUUGACGAUUGAAACAAAUGACAUACCUUACGAAGCAAUUAAACUCUAUAAACGAGAAAAACUGAUUUUGGAGUAUAAAAGAGAUAUUGAAGAAAUCGUUAAAUGGUAUAAUAUGCUGAGAACUGAAACACACCCUACAGAAUUACAGUUAAUUAUUCAAGAAAUCGAGAAUAUUGAAAACCUUAUUGAUGACGCUCAAAAGAAUGUUACGUGGAAUACGGAAGAUAUUGUUUACUCAAGUGAAAAUGAUUUGCACGAAGAAACGUAUACAGAAAGUGAACAGUUUAUGUCACCAAUAUCGUUACAAAAUACAAUUAGCACUAUUCAUAGUUUAACUAAAAAUGUUUAUGAGCGUGUAAUUCAAACUCACGAAAAUUUUCAAAAAAUAAUUGCCCUGAGUAGUCAGUGGAUUAAUAAGCCAAUGUAUGUGCGUGAUAAGAAUACAAAACGUAUAACAUUUGACAAUAAGUUGACUGAAAAGAAAAUCGCUAGGUACGCCGAAGUGCGUGACGCGAGUAUUGAGAUACAACAAUUGCUUAUGGAAGAUCUUUUAUUAUUUCACAAUGUGCCAUUAUUGGAUCCAAAUUUGGGUAAGUUAACUUCAUCACAUUCAUCUUUGAUUUGUUAAUGACAUCAACAUGGCCUAUUUUUAAAUAGAUAUAUUGAACUCCUUUUCAUAAAUACGUUUCAUCGAUAGAUGCUCCUAAAGAAGUGUGGAUAGCAAAUGUUUUAGACAGCAGUUCCCAAACUUAUUAAACUUUAAGAUUAACAUGAUAUAAUACAUACAUGUGAUUCUUUAAGCAUGCUCAACCCAUAUUUAUGCUUACAAUAUGCAUGUAUACAAAUUCUGACUUUUUGGAAUUUUUAACGCUAUGUCUAGAGGACUUACCGAGCGCUCGUCGGUCACUUUGUGUAGAAUCGGGCCCUUCAUUUGAAUAUAUAACAUUAGUUCAUUUAUUGUGAAACUUAAAUUGUUUAUUUGGUUUAAGCGUAAUAAUAACCUUAUACUUUUAUAAGUAUUAAGCCUUUUAGUUGUGUUA